CCAUCUUCAUGGACAUAUUGAUUGUUUUCGUUCACCAUUAGAAUCAAUCAACAUAUCUUCUCAGAGGCCAUAUCGGGGAUCACUUCUCCUGUACAUCAAAAUUCCUGAUCACCGGAGCAAACAUUUCAUCUCCUGUUGCCCCGCCUCUUUCUUCAUUGCCCUCCUGCCUACCUACUUACAAAGUCUACAUUUUGACACUAAAGCCAUUAUGGCCCAAGCGGACUUAUCUCCAUCAGCAUCAACAUCAUCAACACACAGUCUCUGAGUCGCUGGCGACAGACUGUCCGCCCGAGUCCUCUCUUCAGUCGUGGAUCAGGCAGACAAAGCCGUCCAUCGACUGCAGUUUGCCUUGUUUACAAACGGUGGCCUUCUUGACGCCAAGACCUCUCCCUGAUUGUGCCAUCACCUCCCGCUUCACCUUCAGUGCAGCCUCAGCCACACAGCUAUCAUCUCAGUUGCGUAUCCCUGCCGUCCAGAUGAAAUUCACAUAACAUGUCGUCCUCAACAUCCGAUUCUUCAACUCGCAAUCGGAGUGACUCUACUGAGGGGUCCGGGUUGCCCCAGCAUGAGCACAAGCGUCCGAGGCUGAGUGAGAGCAAGCCUGAUGAGACACAGGUCAUGUCAGAUCUUCAGCAAACAGAAAAGUCAUCACUUGCUCCUUCCGCGUCAGUGAUAGAUGAGAACAACCUGGCAGUGGAAGGAAGUCCUCAUCGAACUCCACCACUCCCACCUCGACCAGCAGUCGUUGCUACUGCCAUGUCUCCAACCAGCAGAGUUACUAUCCAAACCCGUCCUCUUUCUUCCCAAUCUGUGACUCAACCGAGUCAGAGCAUCGCAGACGCUACAAAACCCAACGUACCUCCGUCGAAUCAAUCCACCUCACCAGCACAUGGUACUGGCAUGGAUGGUGCUCAGGACCACGACCUUUCGUCCAAUGCGGAACCAUCCAACACGGAAGCAAAUACACUUGAGCAACCUGAUGCUAGUUCGAUUCCUUCUUCUCCAAGCAAGUCCCCUGAGAUUGAGAUCGCCGAGGUGGAGGAUUAUGACCGAGAUCCAACCCAAACAAGAUGGACAACACGAAUUGGAGCUUCUGCUAGGGCGACGGUGCCGAAACCAAUGCUGCCCCACUACAUUCAGCGUACAUUUCCCUAUGCAGGAGAUGCCCCUGGCAGCGCUCGCCGAGCGGUCCUUGAAAUAGCUAAUCGCUUUCAGCACGGCGGCGCACAAGAUGGAGAAUUAUUCUCGAAGGUCAAGAAUUGGAUGGUCGACUUUGUUGACACAUGUACGGAAAUCCCACAAAGAUUCUUCGAGGAAGACCAUGAUUUUUGGCAGUGUUUGCCAGGCCUAAUUGAAUGCUUGCUACGACGCACCAGUGGCCCGCCACCCCAGGCUCGGGUCGAAGACCUCAUCGAAUAUUUUGUCGCUUAUGCCCGGGUCACGAAGCUGAUCAUGGAGUACGAUGCCAGAAAUAUUCAAGGUUUAUCACCGGAACUCGAUGCUCGAGACUUGAAAGAUUUUAUUGUGAAGUCUAUGCCAUAUUACCAGCCGCUAAUUUGGAUGCUUCAACCCGAAGGGAUCCCCUUCUAUGAUGCUCUUCGAGGCACGAUGGGUUUUGAGAUAGCGCAGCUACUUGUGCCGGUGCUCGAUCGCAUCUGCGGCAGGGAGGUGGCUCUAGUCAGAUCGGUCUCCAACCUCAUAACUGCCGCAACUCCCUUUCUGUCCAAGAAACCAGACCUUGUCAAAUGUUUCAUCCAAUUGUUGACGGUGACAGGCUACGCGAUGAAACCUCUUGCUAGUGCUGCUGCGACUACUGAACCAAUGUUCAGACCCUCCAGCUUUACCGAGAUCGAUUACAUUCGAGUUACUAUCGCCGACGUCAUGCUCAAAGCUGACCAUGUCAUACAGCAAGCUAUUGUGAAGCAAGCACCAUGGCUGAACCUUGACAGCGCCCCAAAGAUUAUUGGUCAGCUUAUGCCCAUUGUUGGUGUCAUUGCUGUCGAGGUUCCCAAAAUUGGCCAAGAUAUUGUCGCCACUGCCGGAGUCGGCUUCGCCGAUUCCGACCUCACCGAUCUCCCAAGCACAAUGCCGCAGGCGUGGAAGUUCAAGACUCUUCGAAAGUUCAUUACCCACGGACGCAUGGAACUGCGAGUUUUUGGCGUAGAAAAUAUGUCAAAUGACCUUGUCCAAGUCUACAAGGAACGGAUCUCCAAUCAACCUCCGCCUCCCACCAGUGAUCCUCUGGUCAGAUUUCUCGUCAAAUUCAUCCAGCAAAAUCAGAUCAUCGACUACAUCAUCGGCGUUGAUUCGCAUCCACAAUUGAUACACCGCAGUCAUAAUGUUGUAGGAUUUCUAUGUGUCUCGGGCACCUACACGGAUGCCACCACAGAUGUAAUCUGGAAGACAAUUGUGGAGAGCCAAGAUCCCCGAACUGUGCACGAAGUGUUCAACCUUUUAUCUAACUGCCAUGUGUAUGACCUCCAUGCACUUUGCUACAUCUGCCGAAAGCUGGCAGACUAUCCAUUCCAACGAUUCGAUACACACGUCUUGCAAUUCACCGUUGGUCUGUUGGACAAGAUUAGAAGCUGUAACGAAGCAACCCCGCAGCAACCUACGGACCCUACAAUCCGGCACCUGCUGGUUCGCCUUUUACGAGAAGCAUGCUUAGAUGAGAAUUUGUCCCUCGAACAAGCCACGGUCAUUCGCAAAGAUUUUUCGCGUCACCUUGGCACCUCGCUAACGCUCGGUGGUAUCCUCGAUGCCAGCACAAUCACCGUCGACGAUGUGGAGCUCAGUCAUCUCAUCAAAGAGUCUACCGAGUCCCUGAGGUCUCACAAAGAAUAUUCUUCUGGUGAUGUUCUUGUCCUCACGGUCCUAGUUCCAAUGCUGAGGCAAUCACUUUCAGAGGUCAUCGCAAAAUUCGAUUUGAUCGAGCUUCUCGUAGCCGAUAUUGUUCACCUUACCAACGUAUUUCAGCAAAAGUUGCAAGAAAAUGUGUCAGUGGCAUUCUUUGAAGUUGCGUAUGACGUACGAGCAACGCUCCUUUACUCGUUAAUGCUAUUGGCCCCUACAAUGUUCUCCAAGCCAUCGAUCGAAUCUUUAUGGACCUCAUUCUUCACCGCAAAGCAGCUGCCCGUGGCAGUGCGAGCUAGGGCCUGGGAUACCUUGAUCAAUGUCAUGCGAAGAAGGCAGGUCAGCGAACAAAAUCCAGUCUUGGACUUGAUUGUCAGUGAGCAUGUACAGCGACUAGGACCACAAGACUACGAUGAGAGGGUAUUGGAAUUCUUGAAAAUCUCAGUCUCGUAUACCAUUCGACAUUCUAACUAUGCCAUGCCAGAUGCUGAGGACGUUGUGGUCAUUCCAGGCAUCGACAGAAUAUGGAGAGUCAUGCUAGAGGCUCCUCCUAACACCGUUGAGAACCAAGCUACCGAGUUUAUCAUCCAACAGUAUCUGGAUCACCAGCUCAUCACACGACGGUCGAGGGAGGCGAUCGAUGCUACGCACUCUUCUCUUGUUGAUCGUUGCGUGCAGCAAGUGAUGGCAUCCGCUGCAAAACUCAAGUCUUAUUCUGAUGGCAGUACGAGCGGCGAAGACGAACCGAUGGCAAUUAUUGCAUCUGACCAAGAGAUUCGGGCAGAAGAACUACGCUUCGACAGAUCAUUGCUAUUUCUCAGAAAAUUCUUGGAAGGAAUGAAAUCGCGCCCGCGCUACAGCCCAACUCCAAGCCAGCAGCCCCAAGGUCUACCCGAAUUUCUUCUCAAGAAAGGCGACGAGAUUGAGGUCUCGAUACAAGUCUACGGCAGUAGAUAUGUAAUCCCAGAAAAGCAGAAGGUUGCUUUCGGCUCCGAGAACACGGGAAAUGAUCUGUGGAAAUAUAUUUCUGAAGCUAGCGGCUUCACAGACUUUACAAUCUAUCACUGGGGCCAAGGGAUUGAACUUUCAGGCUGCGACAAGACUCUAGCCGAGUUAGAUGCCUCUCAGGCCCUGUUCAUGGUCCAUAAGAUAGCCAACUCCUCGGAGAAAGCGCCCACCCGUACAACACGUGCCUCGUCACCGGUGGACUAUAAGAUCAUGCACCAUUUUGACGAUCUUUACGAUCUUUUGGAUUCAGAUGAACGCCUCUCAGGAGAAGUGUAUGGUUUCUUGAGUCUAUUUCCUGCGCAGUCUGAGCUCAUUCGAGUUAUCCGGUCUAGAGAGAAGGACCCCGCUGAGCUACUCCCCCCGAAGAAGCCCUUUAAGCUCUUGUAUUGCGCCCGAGCCUUGUUGGCCUGCAUUGAAGACGAAUCUUUCAGCUCUGAACCAAAUACACUCUUCUUGACAUACAGCAUUCAGACCAUCCUGGCCGUUCUCCCGAAAUUGGAGCUAUCUGACGCCAAAAAUCCACUUCAAAUGUCCAUUGCACAUUGGCUUAUUCAGGCCCUUUUGUUAGCAUUCCGUGCGAAGGUUCCUGCAGAGACAUCGCAAGAUUACAUCCAAGAUCGUCAAGGAUUUGCCGCCCAAAUCUACCGGUUGCUGCUCUUCACAUUGGAAGGUGCUAGUACGAUCAGCAACGAGGUUGCCCCAGCAGCGAUGGUCAAGAUGAUUCUGGAGGCUUUCACUGAAGCCUGUCUGCACGACGACCGUGUCUGGGAGCAUGUGGAUGGAAGCAAAAAGUUUGAGGAAUUGCUCGCUCUAGCCUUCAUUGCUGAGCGUCGAGCCGAUGUUCGACAUUCCCUGUUAGAAGUCGUGGUGGGCCUAACGGGAGCUGCUGGAACUAAGAUACAUCUGAAAAUCAACAAUCCACGAGCAGCACGUUCGAGAUUUCCGGCAAGUGUUAUUGAGGCGUGCUUGUCACAUCUUUGGGCUGCCUUGGUCGAGACUCUACCUCACAUAUGCGAAUACCCUGAGCAAUGCGCCGAAAUCUCCGAGGCAGUCCUCGUGAUAUUGAGAAGAAUAGGCAAAUCCAUUACCAUCGGAUCAAUUCGCCAUCACUUCGUCCAGUGGAGCGCCAUGCUACUAGAGCACGACCAUCGUGAGACGGUCGGGCAACCCACCAGAGACCAUGUUGUCGGAUCCUUGACAAAACUUCUCUACGAGUGUUGCAAAUUAUUGAAAAGCAAUGAAUUGUUGCCUCCGAGCUACCUAUUGAUGGAAAAGCUUAUCGAUCGUCUGCUUCUACCACCGUUAUCAGUGGAUGGUGCUCUCAGCGAAACGCCCCCCGUGAUACCUGUGUUAGACAGCACUGUCCGUGAGGGGCUGUAUAACCUUCUUCUGGCACUCUCGCAAGGCCCACAGGACAAGGCCACGAUUCUCGCAAAACUCCAGGACGCUGCCCAUCUUGAACGAGACUUCUUCGAACCCAUCUAUGUGCACGAACGGCAGAGUCUGCGCACCGAGGUUGGUUAUGCGGGUCUUCGCAAUCUUUCAAACACAUGUUAUCUCAAUUCGCUGUUCACACAACUUUUCAUGAAUGUUCAAAUUCGGGAAUUCUUCUUGGAUACCGAUAAAUUUAGUGACCCUAAGAAAAAGCUUGUGAAAGAGCUCGCGAAAGUGUUUGCUCAUAUGCAAAAUUCGUAUGAGAAGUCCAUCGAUCCUUCCCUCGCUGUGGAAGCGAUAACGACCUAUGAGGGGGAACAAAUCGAUGUCUCCAUUCAAAUGGAUGUUGACGAAUUUUUCAAUCUUCUCUUUGACCGUCUGGAGAGCCAGAUUGAUCACAGAGCGAGAGAUUUGUUCAAAUCCAUCUACGGUGGACAGCUUGUGCAGCAGAUCAAAUCCAAAGAAUGCGAACACAUUUCUGAGCGACUGGAGCCGUUUUCAGCUGUCCAAGUCGAGAUCAAGGGAAAAGCACGACUCGAGGACAGUCUCAGAGCUUACGUGGAGGGCGAAGUUCUACAGGGAGAGAACAAGUACUCGUGCACGUCUUGUGGCCGCCAUGUCGACGCUGUCAAACGUUCAUGUCUCAAAGAUGUUCCUGACAACUUGAUAUUCAACUUGAAGCGCUUCGACUACGACAUUCUUACAGGGAUGCGGACCAAAGUGAACGAUGAAUUUCAAUUCCCAGAUGUUCUCGACAUCGCACCGUACACUCUUGCCAGCCUCAGUGAUGAAGGUGUUGAAGAACAAGACCAGUUUCAACUCACCGGCGUUAUAGUCCACUCGGGAACGGCAGAUACGGGACAUUAUUACUCCUUCAUUCGUCAGCGGCCGUCGAGCAAGCCAGUGGAGGAAUCGUGGGUUCAAUUCAAUGACACUGAUGUCACGGUGUUCGAUCCCAGCCAAAUGAGAGACAACUGCUUCGGUGGAAAUGCUGAAGCCGGUUUCUACCAUCUACCUAAGUAUUACAGCGCAUACAUGCUCUUCUACCAGAGAACGUCGAGCAUUGAAAGAUUUCAAGAGCAGUAUCGCCAGCAUGACGCUAUAAAUCCUGUUCGCCUUCCACUGCCAUACAACAUGGAACAUCAUAUUGCUCAGCAAAAUGAACUAUUUCUGCGAUCGUACUGCAUUCAAGACAGUACACAUGCACAAUUUGUACUUCGCUUAUUAGAGAGGAUGGUAUCUGGACAAAAGUGUAGCGACUAUCAUGCAAUUGAAACGGGCACACUGGAAAUGGCUUUGGACUAUGUGUAUCAAAUCUCGUCUCGCUGGAAGGAUCACCCAGGUGUUGAGGAGAGCCUCAAGCUCGCAGGACAGUGCGCCGAGAAGUGUUGUACCUGUGCAAAGGUGGUUGCUGAAUGGUUUGCGUCACCCCGUGUUCUCGAAGAUGUCAUCGCUCGAAGUCCAUAUCAGCUGGUCCGGAAAGCAUUUGCAAGUCUCUUCAACCUUGUGUACAGCCAUCUGCAUGCUCUCAAAUCCACCAUGGACGCCACCGAAGAUGAACGCGAUCAACUGGCGGCAAAUUACUCUCGCUGGCUACAAUCUGCCAUUGGUCAGCUGGCCAAAUCAUGGGACAUGGUGACUAAGAUUGGUCGCUGCUGGCCUGAGUAUUUCGGCGUUUUACUCGCCUUACAGAGACUUGGGGAUGAUGUCGUGGUGCUCUUGUUCGACGAAGAAUUUUUGGAAAAGUGCAUUGACAUCAUCUCCAUUCAUGUUAUCAACUCCGAUUUCCCAAUCAGCAAACGACUAAAGACACGGUAUUCCGCGUACCUGGCUGCCCGAGAAAAGAAUCGGCCUUUUAGCCAUGGCUUGCUUGUCCGAUUCUUGGUGAAUCUUGUGUUGAGAGCCGAUCUCCACAACAUUCCCGGUGGCGACUACCGUUUGACUAACAAGAAGAUAGGCUUGACGCCCAGUGAACUCGAAGUUCUAGGGGUUAGCAAAAUGCCUCCCAACCUAGACUGGCUGCUGCGACUUAUCGCGGGCCGCCAGAACCCCACAGCAGCCAAUGACCUGGUCAUUAGUCUUGCACAAGAUCCAGGUCUUGCCGGUGCACUUUCGGAAAUACUUCACACUGGACUCAACGACAGACUGAUUCAUAUUGCCAUUACCUUUCUCAAUCCAAUUGUCACUUUUUGCGAACAAUGUGAGUCAGAACCUCGUAUUAUCGACUUGGUACAAUCUGCCUUGGACAGCAUCGCAACGGUGGGAGUGGAAUAUGCUCGGGACUACUUCGAGUUUCUUGAAGCCAUCCUUAAAGUGGAGAAUCAAUCGCUUGAUGCAGAGGCUGGAUUCUUGGAGGAGGAAGUGUUGAAAACUUUACCUCGUUGGGCGCCCACAUUUCUCUUGUGUCCCAUUGAUGGACAGAGCCAUAUUCGGCAUGGCACAAUGGAGCUGCUCAAAAGACUGGUAUUUACUCCCCUGCAAGAACCGGAAUACGAAGAUCCUCGGUUUCAUCGCCAGCUUCGCACCCUUGUCCAAGAGUUGGCGAGAGACGCCCAGGGCUACAUACAUACUCAAUUUUUGACGUCGCGAAGUCGGGCAGGCUCAGCACUGUUCCCCGGACAAGUUCAUCAAAUCAUUGACGUGGUCGAGAAUUGCUUGGUCUAUUUUGACCUUGAGACUGCACAAGAUGAGGAGCAAGUUGCCAGUAUUCAAACCACGCUAGCAGCGCUUCGGGCGAAAGCUGAGGCGGAGGCAGAAGCCGAGACACUGAGCACAGAGUGGCAAGAGAACAGCAGCGAGAUGGCAGAAAUGAGUACGGAAGAUUUUGAAGACCUACAGAGUCCGUGAAAGCAAAGCAAAAUUUGGAUGAUGAAACUGCGUAUGGGUGUGUCGACGUAUGUAUUGGAGAGGCGUCGAAUAGAGAUUUGGGUGGUCAGGCUGGCGUUAUGAAUUUUGGGCUCAGACUGCCCGGCGUUUAUUGGAAGACGAAGAUUGGAACGAAACAGAAAAAUGCUACAAUAAUCGACGACGAAAGCAUGAUGGUUUACGACAUGAUGAGAAAGUAUUGCUGGUUUAUGUAACGAAGCUGGAGUUUUAACUGUCCCUCAAAGGUGGAAUGGACCUUUUUCUAGAAGCACAGACUUGAUACUUUUAAUUCUG
Molecule: messenger RNA, 8454 nt
Organism: Exophiala oligosperma
Lineage: Eukaryota; Fungi; Ascomycota; Eurotiomycetes; Chaetothyriales; Herpotrichiellaceae
Exons: 1
Coding region: 493-8142 (2549 amino acids)
Biological process (GO): protein deubiquitination
Cellular component (GO): nucleus; cytosol
Molecular function (GO): cysteine-type deubiquitinase activity; cysteine-type endopeptidase activity
Source: RefSeq, a predicted model, not a curated record